UGGUUUCGGUGGAUAAAAUCGAUUGCGUAUCUAUAAGAAGGAAAUCAUUGAAGACUUGGACUGUGUUACUGUUUGUUUUCAUUAGUAGGUUGGAAUAAAUCAUGGCGGACACAAAAACUAUUCAGGUACCCCAUCUAGGAGGAAUAGAAGUAGGCUAUCAAAUGCCCAAGACCUACGAUCCUUCAAAGCCGACUCUUAUUCUUGUUAAUUCAUUUACAACAUCAGCAGAACUCUAUCGCCAACAAUUUGAGAAUGAAGAACUUAAUACAGCAAUGAAUCUGCUGGCUAUUGAGCCAUUGGGACAUGGACGAACGAGAACCAAAACUGAGAAUUGGACUUACUGGGACACGGCAAUAGCGAAUAUACAGACAAUGGACGCUCUUUCUAUUGAGAAUGCCUUUGUUCUCGGUACUUCGCAAGGUGGUUGGUUGACCAUUCGCAUGGCUCUCUUUGCACCCAACCGAAUACAAGGUGUCAUUCCUCUAGGAACAUCCAUGGACUAUGAGUCCGAAAGAACACGCUCUCUUGGUUGUUGGAAUGCUUCAGCCGCAUUAGGUCAAAUUAUCAGACAGAGCACAGCCGAUCCCAAAUUGUUGACUGAGGAUUUCGAGCCAGAUGAUGAAUAUUGCAAUCUUCUGGUCAAUAUAGGAUUCAAUGAUUGUUCUUAUGAUAUCCGAGAAUUUUGGAUAAAAACAAUCAAAGAAACAUACCGCGGGGAUGAAGGUAGGAGAAGGAUUCGAAUGGCAGCCAUAAAUCUCAGGGAGCGCGACGGAUUGCACGGCCGCUUGUCAGAUGUGCGAUGUCCAAUUGUUUGGUUACAUGGAACGUCAGAUGCCGUGUACAGUCUAUCAAAUGCUAAAGAAGAGAUCAAGUUGUUUGUUAAUGCUGCCAGUAAGGAGCUAGUCACUGUGGAGGGAGGUGCUCAUUUCUUGAGUGCAACGCAUCCGAAUGAGGUGGGAAGGGCUUUAGUUGAAUUUGUUGACAGACACAAAAAUUGGAAAUUGGAAGGCUGAGCGGUCAUUGUGGUUCCUGUAGUAUAUGGCUUUUGACUUCUGUUUUAGAAUUUGUCAAACUUUUGGCCUACUUGUGGUAGGGAGAAUGAACAUGAUUACAAUGACUGGCUCUUGAAGCGAUAAAAUCUCGAUAUUAGCUCAUUAUUUUAGGAAUGAUCCUCAGAGUUUCAGUUUUCCGUGUUAAGAGGGGUUUAGGCAUGCUGACUUCCCAAAAAUGUUAGCAUCAAUUCAGUGACAUUGCAUUAACGCGGGUUUGAUGAGGCAAACAAAACGUGUUUACACCAGCGGAUGAAUUUUUGAUGAAUUUUGAGAAGGGCGAUGCAAAAAGUUCCUACACUCAGACUCGUUUGCCAGCCCAUGGGAGAAAUCCAAUAUCAGAAUCGGAGGCGAGACGUAGAAAUUAAAGAAUAUCGGGAGUGAUCCUUUUCACAAAAGUUUAUGCAGGAUGUAUUGUGGGAAGAACAGCCAACAGUCUUGGCUUUACAAAAACAACAAAAAACGACUGCUAUGUAUGGAGAGAGCAGCAAAGUCUCUAUACGGAUUAAGCAGAUGACUAAGGGGAUGGCGGUCGGUUCAGAAACUUUGUGGAAAUGGAGAAAAUCUGUACCGAAACCCCCUGGGAGACCCGACUUUAAAGCACUACGCAAAUUGACACCCAAAGACCUGCGUGCGAUCCGAAAAUAAUAGACUCGACGGACUGAAGAUAGAGUGAAAAAACAUAGAAAGUUUUAGAGUUCAAGGAGAGAUUCCGCUGUGGCUAUCAUAUUCAUUGAUUGAACUUCUCUUUAAUAUAAA
Botrytis deweyae is the source of this 1808-nucleotide messenger RNA. RefSeq lists its product as uncharacterized. Gene Ontology annotation, molecular function: catalytic activity. The transcript is spliced from 3 exons. NCBI's taxonomy places the organism in Eukaryota, Fungi, Ascomycota, Leotiomycetes, Helotiales, Sclerotiniaceae. The record is from RefSeq and is a predicted model, not a curated record. Bases 102 to 1013 code for a protein of 303 amino acids.